AUGGCGAGAGAGACGAUCUCCGAGCAAACGCUUGCCGGAGAAGCAUCGAGCAGCAGCCGAAAGAGGCAACGGCUUAACUCCAUUGUUGGAGAAGAAGUUGUCGAAGAAGAGAUCGAAGAGGAAGAGGAAGAAGAGGUGAUAACGGAGGUACGAUCGGGGACAAUGUCUGAUUUGGAUCUCCUCGAGUGUCCCGUCUGCUGCAACGCACUCACAGCUCCGAUCUUUCAGUGUGACAAUGGACACAUAGCUUGCUCUUCCUGCUGUGUUAAUCUGAGGCACAAAUGCCCUGCCUGCACUUUGCCCAUUGGUAACUAUCGAUGCAGAAUCAUGGAGAGAGUCGUAGAAGCAAUCAUUGUGCCAUGCCCAAAUGCAAUUCACGGUUGCUCCGAGAAGUUCUCUUACGGGAAGGAGUUAGUCCAUGAGAAGCAAUGCGGUUUCUCUUGUGGCCAUAUCGAUGAUGACGUAUUUUUAUUCCUUCAAGAAUGUAGUGAUGGUAAUCAGAAUGUAGACAGUGACGAGGUGGUAGCCGAGGCACGGUCAGGGACAAUGUUUGAGCUUGAUCUUCUUGACUGUCCCGUUUGCUUCAAGGCACUCACUGCACCUAUCUACCAGUGUGACAAUGGACAUAUAGCUUGCUCUUCUUGCUGUGUUGAUGUGAGGCACAAAUGUUCUGCCUGCACUUUGCCUAUUGGUAACUACCGAUGCAGAAUCAUGGAGAGAGUUGUGGAAGCAAUCAUCGUGCCAUGCCCAAACACCAAACAUGGUUGUCCGGAGAAGUUCUCUUACGGUGAAGAGUUGGUCCAUGAGAAGCAAUGCGGUUUCGCUCUAUGCCACUGUCCUGAACGAAGCUGCAAGUACGCAGGCGUGUACAAGGAUCUCUACCUUCACUACAAUGAUAACCACAGGGACGGGUGGAAUAUUUUCGCCUGCGGACUUGCCAUUCAGGCAUGGAUGCAUACCUGUGAUAAGAUAUUAGUUCUUCAGGAAACUAGAGCCGGUGCGUUGGUCACGGUUCAGUGCUUCGAGGAGCCAAAUGGAAUGUUUGUGAGUGUGAAUUGUAUAGCACCUUCUGCUCCAGGGGUUGGGGAGUUCGCAUAUGUUCUCUCUUACUCGGAUGGAGGCAAAACUGUGUCGUUUGAAAUGUCGGAGAUGAAUAGGAUUCGGAAAGUGAGCUUCCAAAAUCCUGAGGACUACAUGUCAAUUCCUGACCACUGCAUGCUUUUCCGGGAUAGUUUGAAGAUGAAAAUUUGCAUCCGCCGGAGAGGAGAAAAGAAGAAGGAAGGUGAUGAGAACUGA
Microthlaspi erraticum is the source of this 1296-nucleotide messenger RNA. The record is from the annotation of a GenBank genome assembly. Lineage: Eukaryota; Viridiplantae; Streptophyta; Magnoliopsida; Brassicales; Brassicaceae.